Messenger RNA from Salvia miltiorrhiza (redroot sage), 2766 nucleotides. RefSeq names its product putative late blight resistance protein homolog R1B-14. Gene Ontology annotation, biological process: defense response to other organism. The transcript has a single exon. The record is from RefSeq and is a predicted model, not a curated record. Gene Ontology annotation, molecular function: ADP binding. The coding region runs from base 1 to 2766 and encodes 921 amino acids. NCBI's taxonomy places the organism in Eukaryota, Viridiplantae, Streptophyta, Magnoliopsida, Lamiales, Lamiaceae.
AUGGCAGCUUAUGCAGCUCUGGCUUCUCUCUUGAACACCAUUCACCACAUGAUGACCCAUCCUCGUCUCUCCACUUCUUUCCACAACAAUCAGAUCCGAUCUCUUGAGGAAAAGGCUGCCUUGUUACUCGAUUUCAUAGAGACCUAUAAUUAUGGUGGUGAAAUUAGCGAAGAAGCACAGGAUCUCGAAAGCCUAAUCGCAUCUGCAACUCAUACAGCUGAGGAUAUGAUUGAAUCACACAUCGUCAAUCAACUCCUUCCUCUUUCUGCUGAUGAUCGCCAAGCAGCUUUGAGUUACUCGUUUUAUCUACAGAAAAAAAGGGCAAUUCAAGAGAAAAAUGCACUUCAUGUGGCUGGAGAUCUGGAUCAAUUUCAGGGAGGAUCCAACCAAGCCAUUGAAGAACCUGCACUUCAUGUGGCUGGAGAUGGAUGUUUGGACUAUCUUCGGCAGAUAAUUAAAGACAUGGAUGCUAUCAUCGAAAAGGCCAAUGAGUUGAAGGAGAAACACAGAUUCAGAGACGACCAACCCCCCACGCAUUCAACACCGCAGUAUAUCGAGACCAGAGAAGAAAAUGCUAUGGUGGGAUUUGGUGAUGAGUUGAUUCAGCUUCUCGACGUGCUCACCGGUCAUCGUUCCAAUUUGCAUAUCAUCUCAAUCGUGGGUAUGGGCGGCAUGGGUAAGACUACUCUUGCCAAAAAUAUUUAUUCAAAUCAACUCAUCAUCGAACACUUUGAUAUUCGUGCUUGGGCUACCGUAUCUCAGAAAUACAAUGCUAAACAAAUUCUUCAACAACUUGUUUUUGGUCAAGGAAAAUCCUCUGAUAAAAAUGUAGAUGAAUUAGGAGAACAAUUACAUAAAACUUUAUCCGGUAGAAGGUAUUUGAUCAUAUUAGAUGACAUUUGGGGUGUCGAAGCUUGGAAUGAAGUGAGGUGUUUCUUUCCUGAUAAUGGAAGUAGAAGCCGGAUUCUUCUAACUAGUAGGUUGUCAGAUGUGGCUAACGAUUGUGGCUGUUCUUGCUUUCCGAAGAAUCUUCUAGAUGAGAAUGAAAGUUGGGAAUUAUUCUGUAAGAAGGCAUUCCAACAUGAAGAUUGUCCUAGUGAACUUGAAGAAGUUGGAAGGCAGAUUGUUAAAUUAUGCAAAGGACUAGCAUUGUCUAUUGUUGUGAUCGGGGGGAGACUUUUAAAGUCUUCUAGGACCGUAGGAUAUUGGAAGAGUGUUGCGGAAGAUAUAGAAUCAAGUCCUAAUUCAAAAGAGAAGCAAGAAAGCUUAGAUGUAUUGCUUUCAAGUUAUAAUCACUUGCCUUCUCAUCUAAAGCCUUGCUUUCUUCAUAUUGGAGUUCUUAAGCAUAUAAAUUAUGAGAACCUCAAUAUCUUGAGUAUCAUCCAACUUUGGGUUGGUGAGGGAUUUUUGAAAUCAAAUGGAGGCCGAGUUUUGGAAGAGAUUGCAGAGGAUUACUUGAAGGAACUUAUUGAUAGAAAUCUGAUAGUAGUUGAGAAGAGAAGUAGAAAUGGGAAGAUGAAAUGUUGUGAUAUUCAUGAUCUCUUAAGAGACCUAUGCUUAAAAGUAGGAGAGCAAGAAGGGUUUUUUCAUGUGAUCACUCAAGGCCCUGUACUAGGCACAAAACGACGUCUCUUAUAUAAUAAUGCUACCUGGGGGAGGGAAACUGCCAGACCCGUACUUGCACGCACUAUCAUGGAAUGUAAAUUUGAGAAAGAGGAGUCUUAUAAACAUAGAUUGCUGAGAAUUUGGCAUGUACGCAAUCAUAUGUCACUUGAGGAAUUAUUUGGGUGUGUUAACUUGCGCUACCUUGCUUUACAGAACCCUAAUAAAGUGGAUGUGUUGGAGCUUCCUAGUUCAUUAUCCUUGGUAUGGAAUCUGCAUGCUUUAAUCUUUGAGAAAUCUAUAUGGACUCGUUUGAGAGUCGUUGCACCACUUGAAAUUUGGAAGAUGCGAAAACUUGGGCAUAUCCACUGUGAUCAAAUUUAUGUUCCUCAACCCGAUGGACAAGAUGAGUUGUUAAUCUUGGAAAAUUUUCAGACGCUUCGGAAUGCAAUUAAUUUGAGGUUGAGUGAGGAUGUGUGCAAGAUCAUUCCCAACAUCAAGAUAUUGCAUCUACAAUAUAAUUUUGAGUUGCAGGGAUGGGAUGAUAGUUUGAUUGAGUGUUUGUGCAAUCUUGAUCGCUUGCAUAAACUUGAAUCACUCAAAUUGUGUGGGUGCUGGUUCCAAUAUUAUAAGCUGAAUGAGAUAUUCACGUUUCCAAGUUCUCUAAACAAGUUGAGCUUGAGUGGUUUCAAAUUUGAAUGGGAUGAUAUGACAAUGAUUGGUUCGUUGCCCCUACUCCAAGUUCUCGAGCUACGAGGUAACUGGGCCACGCAGAAAAUUAGGACGUGGAGUCCUGUUAAUGGGCAAUUUCAACGCCUCAAGUUCUUGAAAUUUUAUUGUUGUGAUCUGAAAUGUUGGAAUGCAGAUAAUAGUCAUUUCCCAGUUCUGGAGAAGCUUGUUCUUUGUUGGCUACGUAAGUUGGAAGAGAUCCCAUGGGGUAUCGGUGAGAUACCAACGCUCAAACUUAUUCAUGUGAAUAAUUGUAGUAACUCUGCCGCCAUUUCAGCUAUGAAAAUAAAAGAGGAGCAGCUCGAGUGUCAGGGCAAUGAUGACCUUCAAAUCCAAGUAGAUGUGGAUGAAUAUGACCUGCAGAGCUUCAUGGCAAUUGUGCAAACAGAGGGCCUCACACUCAAUAAUGUUCAAUUUAAUAUAUAUCCUUCUUAG